AUGGUCUACUGUGGAAAGCCCUCGAGGGGCUGCCAGAUGUGCAGGACCCGAAGGAUAAAGUGUGACGAGACGAAACCCACGUGCAACCAAUGCGCCAAGUCACGCCGACAAUGUCCUGGUUACAAGGACGAAUUCGACCUCGUCUUCCGAAAUGAGACCAAGGCUACGGAGAGGAGGGCCCAAAAGGCAAACCGCAAGGCACUCGCGCAGAAAGGAAAGGAUAUCGACUCGCCAUCCUCCGGAUCCGAGAAGGUCGUUUCACCCACGUUUAAGAAGGAAGCCGAUUCCCCAGCCGUCGUCAGUCCAGGCCUGAAUGUGCCUGUCGAGCAGAUGGCUUCAUGCCACUUCGUCGCAAAUUACGUCCUCCUGCCCCGGCAGGGUAGUACCCGCGGCUUCAUGGAAUAUCUGUUGCCACUACUCAAGCACGAUCAAGGAAAUCAUCACCUUCAGCACGCAUUCAACGCGUGUGCACUGGCCUCGCUGGGCAACCGACCGAAUGCCGCCGGAACUGGACUGAGCGACAAGGCACUGGGCCACUACACGAAGGCGCUCGCCGCAACUCAUAUCGCCCUCAAGGAUCCGGACCAGUCCAAGUCUGACGCCACGUUGGCUUCUGUUCUCAUGCUCGGUCUUUUUGAAAACAUGACUGCCCGCCAGAUGGGUAUGUUCGCCUGGGGCUCGCACAUUGAAGGCGCCAUUCAGUUAGUCAAGGCUCGUGGUCGCAAGCAACUGCGAACCAAGACGGGCCUGCUCCUCUUCAUCGCCGUCCGGACACAAAUGAUUAUUCACACUCUCAGCACGGGAACGGCGCCCAUCAUGGGCGUUGAAUGGUGGCUCAGCGACGCCGUCAAGGACGAGUCAGCCGCUCAGUGCCAGAGGCUCAAUAUCAAGACCGCCGAAUUGAGGGCCGAGGUCACGCGGUUGAUGUCGACUGUGGCCCGGAGCCCGGAGAACAUCGAUAUCAUGCUCGACAUGAUUCGUCGUGCCCAGACCGUGGACCAGGAGUUCGUCAACUGGAUGAGGAAUACACCCGACUACUUCCAAUACACGACUGUCGCAUGGGAAGACAACGUCCCUAAUGGCGACUACACCAAGGCGGAGGUAUUCCCUGGCCGGGUGGAUGUGUAUCAAGAUUUCUGGAUUGCCAGCGUCUGGAACAUGGCUAGAGUGUCUCGCCUCAUUCUCGCGUCGGUGAUCGUUCGUUGCGCCGCCUGGGUCUGCUCUCCCGUGGACUACCGCACAACUCCGGAAUACGCAACGGCUGCGCGGACAUGCGUUGACACGAUCAGCGACAUUAUUGCAUCGGUGCCAUACCACCUGGGCUGGCACUUGAAGAGACCCGAGCUUCUCGAGAGGGCCAACAUUUCCGGCUUCGCCUGUGGCCUCGAAGAGUCGCAGAAGGGUCUCCCCGGUUACUUCCUCACCUGGCCGCUGGCUUGUCUCCACGGACAGGACUACACCACCGAUGCACAGAGAGCCUGGGUCGUCGGGCGCCUCAAGUUCAUCGGUGACGAGCUCGGCGUCAAGUACGCUCACAUUCUUUCACAGAUGCAAAUCCGCAUCCCGUCAAUGCUCAUCAGAAGAGAUGGCCUGAUGGCGCAGCCGUACCCCCAGGCCCACAACUUUGAGAAGCUGCUCUCAGCGAGAUAUGCGCCUCCCACGGCUGGCUACUCGAUGAAUCCCCUUCAGCAACGCGAGGCCAUGCAAAAGGAGUUCGUGGAGAAGCACAAGGCGGAGCUGCUCGCGAAAGCUACCGGAACCGCCGGCCAGGCAGGGCAGUGGGUUGCCCAAAACUGGCUGACGGUGCGAUCUGGCCCACAAUGA
Messenger RNA from Colletotrichum karsti, 1824 nucleotides. RefSeq lists its product as uncharacterized. The coding region runs from base 1 to 1824 and encodes 607 amino acids. The transcript has 3 exons. Gene Ontology annotation, biological process: regulation of DNA-templated transcription. Gene Ontology annotation, molecular function: DNA-binding transcription factor activity, RNA polymerase II-specific; zinc ion binding. NCBI's taxonomy places the organism in Eukaryota, Fungi, Ascomycota, Sordariomycetes, Glomerellales, Glomerellaceae. The record is from RefSeq and is a predicted model, not a curated record.